AAUCUGCAGGCUUCUACGGUGCAACCACCAACGUCAGAUGAGGAAGGCGUCAACGAACCAAAGCACGCAAACGCCCCGUGAGACAACAAGAAAGCAGGAUAGUCUAAGGUAUAAUAGUGCGAGCAACUCAGUUCCAUCAUCAACAGCAAGUAGGAAGACAACAAGACGCAAUACGGAGUAUUAAGGAUAAUAAUAUGGAGACGGAAUCACCCAGCCCGACAGCGGCCCCUCCCUUGAAUGGUCGAGUCGUUCGACUGUAUUUCAAGUGUCGAGCCGAAUUGCCCAUUGGUAGUUAUUUGCGUGUGACUGGCUGCACGCUGUGGGCUCCUGGUUCUUCCUCUCAAGAUCCGACGGAUGCUCAUCAGAUUGCCAAAGAAGAAGCCUCGCAGGGUUUUCCUGUUCGCGAUCCCGACGAAGAAGCAGCUGUAGAUUCGAAUGCCCUCGAAGGUGUUGGCGGAUUCGACGAAGAAGCGACCGGGAUGCCCACGACUUCCUCCAUGUACACAUCCAGUGUCGAAUUGGUGACUACUCCUGAAGAAUAUCCCAUUUGGAGGACGCGACGUCCCGUUGUCGUGGUACUACACAAACAAGCCAAGCAAAUCCAGCAUCAUUAUUAUCGUUAUUUGGUCGUCACUCCGGGCGCCACUACUGAAACGGGUGCUCUCACCAUGGCCGAAUUGGCGGCGGCUGAGGAAGACGACGAUGGAGAUGGAAUUAUGGAUGCAGGAGGAGCCAUUGUGUCCACGUCAGAGGAAAACAUGGGAUCCACGCGGGUCAUGAUGUGGGAAGAUCCAUUUCAGUCCUUACAAAAGUCGAAAGGCAGCGGCGUUUCACUCGAUACCACCAAGUCCUUCAUCACCAACGACAAAUUAGGAGUCACCAAAAAUACAAUCAUCAAUUUGCCUUAUCGGACUGUUGAUAUUGAUGUCUCGACGGGGACACCCAUUUUGGAAGAAGAUGCGCGAGACGUACGCGUUGAUACCUGGAAUAAUCGGGAUGACAUUUCCUUUCGACCCUAUCUUAUUCGAGAUGCCAUGAAUGUCGAAAAUCGCAAAAAGACCUUGCAUAGGCGCGCUGCCAGUGGACAGUACUCCGUUACCGAUGUCAACAUGGACGAUGGAACUCCCUCUGCUGGCAUGGAUGGGAGCGGAUCGGGGCCAACCUCGGGAGGGACUACACCCGUUCCGCCGGCGCCAACCCGUAUCUUCUUUGUAUGCUUCCACUUGCCAGUGGUGGUGGUCCAGAAUCAGGAUACCAAAGAAUGGAGGGCUUCUUGGAGUGAGUCGCUCAUGGCCAAAACCGAAGGAUCCAAGGUUUUGUCGACCUACCAGGGACACUGGGUCGGGACAGUCACCACGCAUCCGCCCAUUACAUCGGAAGAAGACAAGGCCAAAGUGAGGGCCAUUCUUGCCCAAAUGGACUGUACUCCCAUCUUUUUGGAUCCUGCCGUGCGACAGGCGCAUUAUUAUGGGUUCUGCAAGCAAGUGUUGUGGCCAGCCAUGCACAACAUUGAUUUGCUGGAUUUGAGUGCCAGUGGACUUGUGGGCCUCUCCUCACACGAAGCCAGCGACUGGGAUCAGUCAAGAUUGGAUGAGUGGUGGACUGCCUAUCAAGAUGUCAACUCUAACUUUGCCAAUGUCGUGACGAGUCUGAUCAAGCCCAGCGAUAUUGUCUGGAUUCACGAUUACCAUUUGUCGCUGUUGCCUAUGAUGAUGCAGGCCAUCGAGUUGAGCAAGUUCAAUCGAACUGUUGCCCGCAAAGUCUUCUUCUUGCACAUUCCCUUUCCAACGUCGCAAAUCUUCCGUGAGCUGGAAUGCGGCGAAGCCAUUCUAGAAGGAAUGCUGCACGCCGAUGUUGUGGGAUUCCACGCCUUUGAUCAUGCCAGGCACUUUUUGAAUGCUGCCAAACGCAUCUUGGGACUGAACUACGAGUCCUUGGUAGGCGGUCUUAUCGGGGUCAACUUUCACGGCAAGACAGUUCUUGUGACCAUGAGCAACGUCUCCAUUGAACCCAAACAGGUGGACGCUGCCUUGAUGUUGCCCUCGGUUCAAGCUGGCUACAGCGAGUUGCAACAAAAACACAAGGGCCGCAUCCUGAUUUGUGGUGUGGAUAUUGGACAGCAAUUAUCAGGAAUCUCUUUGAAGCUGCUCGCCUUUGAACGGCUGUUGCAAGAUUAUCCCAACUGGCAGUCCAGAGUGGUUAUGGUGCAGCGCGUGUUGCUGCCAAAUUCCCGAAAGGCUGACGAAGCCUUUACAGUCCGCGAAUUGCAUGCCGUGGUGAAACGAAUCCAGGAUAAGUUUGGGCAGAGUGUUAUUGACUAUCAGGAGUGCUCCGGCUCGAGCUAUCCCAUGGGUCAGCGUUUGGCACUCUGGAAAGCCAGCGAUGUUUUCAUCAGCACUCCGGUUCGAGAAGGGUUGAAUCAUUGGCCCAUGGAAUACAUCUACACCAACAAAGAGCCCGAUGUGCCAGGAGUCGUCAUCGCUUCGGAGUUUUCCGCCGUCUGUUCCAUUCUCAACGGGGCUCUGAGGGUCAACCCUUAUGAUAUCCAAAUGACCAUCACAACGAUCGACAAGGCGCUAAGCAUGGAGCUGCAGGAGCGCGCGGGCCGUCGCUAUCGUGAUAUUGACUUUGUCUCCAAAAGUCAGUCGGACAAGUGGGUGUACAAUGUCUUGCGAGACUUGAAGGACGCUGUUUCACGCUCAUCAACAUCGAGUGAAGGAGCUUCUUCAGGGGCAACCCCUAUUGGGGGCACCACACCCAUGCGGCGCAUUGGAAAAUCCGAGCUCGUUGAUACCACUGCUGGCUUCCUUGCUCGAGAGAGCAUCAUCGCAUUCCCACAUCUCAAGAUUCAAAACCUGAAGGCCUCCUACGAUGUCACGACUAGGCGAGUAAUUGUUCUCGAUUUCAAUGGCACAAUUGUUUUGAAGGAGCCGCCGGGCAAGUAUUUGAAACGCGAGAUCCUUGGAACAAGCGGAAACAAGCCACCUCCACAAGUUGUGGAUGCUUUGGCCUGUCUGUGUCAGGAUCCAAGGAACACCGUCUUCGUGGUUUCGGGAGACUCCAGUGAGAAUGUCAUCAACGCCUUGGGACACAUUCCUCGUCUUGGUCUUGCUGUGAGUAAUGGAGCCAAGUUCUCUCCUCCAGCCCAGUUUGGGGAGCCUCGACACUGGAAAACGUUUGACUUGGGUGUGGACUGGGAUGCUGUCAAAAGGGUCGCUUUGCCCGUACUGUCAAAGUACACUGCACGCUCCAAUGGAUCCUUUGUCAAGCUGACGUCGUUCAGCAUUGGAUGGUCUUACUACUCGUGCGAUCCUGAAUGGGGCAGCCUGCAGGCUUCGCAUCUGGUGUUGGAGUUGGAGAGCGAGCUUCGAGCGUUUGAUGUGCGCUUUGUCACCCUGAAGGGUAUCGUCGAAGUUGUUCCGAGAAAAUUGAACAAGGGUCUGAUCGUGAAGAAGCUCCUUCGUGACACCGGCGUGCAGCACCCAGAAGGCAUUGAUUUCAUUCUUUGCUUUGGCGAUGACAUCUCUGAUGAGAAAAUGUUCACUUCAGUGUUUUCCUACAUUGCUGAGAUGGGAGAUGAAAAGAAUGCCAAACCUAGCCCCCCUGUGCUCAACGAGGACGGCUCAGUCGACACGCCAAUGGAACUCUCGAACGAAUGCGUCGUUCGAAAUCCAUUGUAUUCGUACACGGUCGCUGUCGGAAGAAAAGCUAGCCAUGCCUCGACUUACGUGAACGAUGCUCAAGAAGUAGCCAAUGCACUCGUGCUGCUUGCGAAAGGAGAGGUCCCGAGCGGCGGCGUUGCGGUUUGGGGAGCAGCGAAUUCUCCUGACUUGUUUACGUAGAAGUUCGUAGAAAAUCAUCAUGCUAGUAAUAUGGAUUAUGCGUGUUUCUUAUC
This is a messenger RNA of Seminavis robusta, 3895 nucleotides long. The record is from the annotation of a GenBank genome assembly. Lineage: Eukaryota; Bacillariophyta; Bacillariophyceae; Naviculales; Naviculaceae.